GCUUCAGUAGCUGUUCCAUAUAUUUGCAGACGAGACUUGGAUGUACAGCUGCCUAAAUUUGAGCUGGACACGGAAGAAACAAUGAGAGACAUGCUGCAAAGCAUUGGUAUCACACAGGUGUUUGACCCCAGCAAAGCCUCUUUCAAGAAAAUGACUAAAGACAGAAGUGUUUCUGUCAGUGAGGUAAGAAUUCGGAAUGUCCUUCACCGAGCUGUCAUUGAAGUUGACGAAGAAGGCACUGUGGCUGCUGCUGCAACCAGUAUUGGAGUUGCUAUGUCACUUCCACCCAGAGUGAUAGCCAACCGUCCUUUCAUGUUUGUGUUGAGAGAUAAAGUUUAUGGCAUCAAUCUCUUCAUUGGCCGAUUCACCAACCCAGGGGGUGAAAACCUGAAGAACUAG
Messenger RNA from Candidula unifasciata, 399 nucleotides. Lineage: Eukaryota; Metazoa; Mollusca; Gastropoda; Stylommatophora; Geomitridae. The record is from the annotation of a GenBank genome assembly.